This is a messenger RNA of Cyphellophora attinorum, 600 nucleotides long. RefSeq lists its product as uncharacterized. The record is from RefSeq and is a predicted model, not a curated record. The transcript has a single exon. NCBI's taxonomy places the organism in Eukaryota, Fungi, Ascomycota, Eurotiomycetes, Chaetothyriales, Cyphellophoraceae. The coding region runs from base 1 to 600 and encodes 199 amino acids.
AUGGCGCGAUCUCCAGCAGUGACUUUCGCGCCGGAGGUGCGGGCCUCGCGCCGACUCCGGGACGAUGAGCGUGCCGUAUGUGCCACCUGGAGCCGUCACUCCGCCAAGUGCAAGCGCUGCUUCGACCCCGUGGCAGUAUGGAAGAAGGACGGCGAGCUUUGCGACAGAGGCCGAGCCUACGCCAUUGACGUCGCCAAAUACAUUUACUCGAAAGGCGGCCGGCCACACAGUGUCAUCGACAAGCAGGCAUUCGGUCAACGCACAGAAAUUGAAAUUCCCUACGAGUAUGAGGCCGUCCGAUUACUGGUCAAGGCAUUCGACAAAGGUCUCCAACUCACAUCAGCCCGACCUGUCGUCUCACAGGACCGCACCUACUACAUUGAACCCCGGGACGAUGGCUACUACGAGAUCACCGGCGGACGAAGGGAGAGAUACCAUGACGACAGCCGGCGACGAAGGACAGUACACUUCGACAGUGACGCCGACUACCACGGAAGUCUCUACUACGCAGAUCAACAGGCUCGCAAAUCGCGAAGCUGGUACAAUGAUGAGCCAAUCAUCAUCAUGGCCAACCCACGAAGCAGCAGGUACUAUCGCUGA